This is a messenger RNA of Trichoderma aggressivum f. europaeum, 2010 nucleotides long. RefSeq lists its product as uncharacterized. Gene Ontology annotation, molecular function: D-alanine-D-alanine ligase activity; ATP binding; metal ion binding. The transcript has 2 exons. The coding region runs from base 1 to 2010 and encodes 669 amino acids. NCBI's taxonomy places the organism in Eukaryota, Fungi, Ascomycota, Sordariomycetes, Hypocreales, Hypocreaceae. The record is from RefSeq and is a predicted model, not a curated record.
AUGGCUCCUCAAAAGAUUCAAGUUCGGUCGACAGACGAUGAAACGCUACUUUUGGAAUGCUCAUGGCGUCUCCUGAACAAGCCAAUCAACAAAAGCCUCUGGCAGUCGCUGGACAUUGUUUUCGAGCACAUUAACUCGUCGACUGCGGCCGACCAUUUUAACAAUCUUGAGAGCGCUUAUGAUAUCCAUCUCAACAAUGAAAAUUCGAGCCAGAGAAUCUCUCCCGAAUCUUUUGGCUCGGCCACGGCGUUUCAGUUCUUCCUCCAAUGUCUUCGCGCCACGGCCGCAUCCUCUGGAGGGCCUCGACGUGUGGUGAAGCUCAUCGUUCCUCUGCAAAAGGGACAUAUCGUGCGGUCGGACAUAAUUCCUCUGCGUCUAAGAGACUCUCAAUUUGUGGAAACAGGAGUGUCUUUCGCGGAGCCUCUUGAGAGCUACAGCGGCUCGGCGAUUACGCCCUCAGACAGCAGCAACUUUGUGGCACUCUUCUCGGCUGCCACAGCUGGCUUGAUCUUGCACCAUGAUUCUGAGAAGGAAUCCGAUGAUGAACUUGAAGCACUGUCUCUCGCUGUGGAAGACGAGCUUGAGAAUAGGCUCUCAUUCCCCUGGAUAUCGCCCGAGAACAUUCGACGUCGAACGUUGGUGUUAGUAGAAGGGACUCGCGCGCACCCCGAUAAUAGUGGUACAGCGGCGACCAUUUAUCUCGCAGCCAGAGCUCUUGGCAUUAAUAUGGUGGCCUUGGACAACUCAGGACACUGGUUAGAAGGGCCGGAAUAUGCGCACUGGCGUGAAGCAUUUAUUCCCACUAAGCUAACAGACCCCCCAGAAGAGGGCUUCGCCGAUCGAAUCGUCAAGUCUGUGAAAACUUAUGGCAAGCCAGUGGACGGUAUCGUAACUUUCUGCGACUCUUAUGUGACUCAGGUAGCUCAGGCCGCGCAGCAGCUAGGCCUUCGGACUGCUUCGCCGGAUGCACUGCGCACUGCUACGAACAAGUAUUUGACAAGCGUGUUUGCAGGGCAUCAAGCGUAUCAAGCUUCUAGUCCAGAAGAGGCCCUCGAGAUUGUUAGCAAAAACAACCUUCCCUACCCUCUUAUCAUCAAGCCAUGCAAUGGGUGGAGCUCAGAGGGAGUAUUCCGCGUUGAUUCCCUCGAUACUCUCACGGCGGCCGUCAAAUCCAUCGACACAUCUCGUCAUGGGUCCGAGUUUGUCAUAGAGAAAUACUGCUCAGGGCCGGAAGUUGAUACAAACUUCGUCUUGUUGGAUGGCGAGAUCCUCUUCUUCGAGGCGUGCGACGAUUUCCCCAAAACCGCCGACUCCAACGGUCCCAGCGUCGGGUCGCUCAACAACUUCCAUGAGCUGAACAGCGUAUACCCAUCGGCACUACCCGCUCGCGAAAUUGAUGUGCUUCGCGACAGCUUCCUGGAUACGUUACUCAAGCUCGGCCUGCAGAACGGCAUUAUGCAUCUGGAAGGCCGCGUGGAAUCUUCGUCGGUUGACUACAAAACGCAGGAUGGAGUUCUCGACUUGCACCCUCGCGACGCUGCUUCCGUUGCUCUAGAGCCCACUGCUUGGCUCAUUGAGAUAAAUCCGCGUCCGCUCGGUAUGACGGGCUCGCAUGUCAUUGAAUCAACGUACGGAAUCGACUAUUGGGGCUUAGCUAUGCUCAUCGCCGUUGCGGACAAGUCUCGCGCUCGCUCUCUUUCUCAGCCAUUCAAACAUGGAGCCCAGUACACAUGUGUCAUGGUUUUUAUUCCGACGGACUUUCCAUCCUCUUGCCAAGGCAUCUUUGAUUCUGAUGAUAUCUGUGCUGAGCUGAAAGUCCGCAGGCCUGACCUUGCGAAACACAUCAGUCGAUGUGGUUGCUUCGUCAAACGUGGGCAGAAGGUGGCGCAUCCGAGUUCUGGAGUCAACAGCUUUUUGGCUUAUUUUAAUGUUUUCUCGAGAAAGGGGAGGAGAGAGGCGUUGGAAUUGGCGGACAAGGUGCGGGAGGAGGUUCGCUUUUCAUUUAUUUGA